Molecule: messenger RNA, 6051 nt
Organism: Alexandromys fortis (reed vole)
Lineage: Eukaryota; Metazoa; Chordata; Mammalia; Rodentia; Cricetidae
Gene: Map3k12
Product: mitogen-activated protein kinase kinase kinase 12
Exons: 14
Coding region: 2707-5385 (892 amino acids)
Biological process (GO): JNK cascade; protein autophosphorylation
Cellular component (GO): cytoplasm
Molecular function (GO): MAP kinase kinase kinase activity; ATP binding
Source: RefSeq, a predicted model, not a curated record
UGUAUUAUUUAAAGAAGAAAAAAGUUGAAAUAUCCAUAAUUUCACCUGUCACCUUUUUUAAGACAAGGUUUCACAGUGUAACUUAGGUUGGCCUUAGCCUCUGAGUUUACAGGUAUGUCUCAGCUCACGUGGUUACUUUCAGAUAUUUUAAGAUGCUAAUUCAGUCCUGGUGCCGUGUGUUCCUUAUAGUCCGCUUCUUUCAGGCCUGUGGCCGUGCCAUGCCAUGCUGCUCCUGCUCGCUGCCUCUCUUAUCCUCCUGAGCGAGGCUCACUGAGCAGGCCCCAGAGGGAACCAGCUAGGGAAUAAGGAUGAGGUGCAGGGCUCCGGACCUUCCCUCAAGUUUGCAGAGGCAAGACAGCAGAUCUGGAGCCUACUCUCAUGUGACCACUGGAAUUAUCAUUGAUCCUAGCAGAGCCAAAUCUUCCUUUUUUUCUGGUUGAGAAGAGCUGGCCUCCCUACAAUCCACAAAGAAAGAUCUGGUGUCUAACUAGGUGGGAAAACAGAGCAGAGCCAGGAAGGAGGCAGGCAUGGCUCACUGUGCCCCUACCUCCUCUUCUUGCCCCUCCUCAGCCCUGAAGGCCAGGUAGGAGAGUCUGUGUGAGACCCAACCUCCAAGGGCCUAGGGCAAGGCUGCUGUAGUGCCUUUUCCCCUCCAGAUCCAUAGCUGGCUUUUUCCCUAAGCAGCACUGAGCACUGAGCCCCAGCCCCUUCACCGUCCACCUUACUGGCAAAGGGAUGAUAAAAAGGAGCCUCAGGAUUUGAAGUGGCAAGAACCUAGGGUUCUGUGAUCUCCACUUCUCAAAAGCCAACUCCCUUUUCACGGCCCCUAAGAGAGUGGGAGUCCUUUCCAGCUUGGAAGAUUUCUGGGGUAAGACCAUGGGUCCUGACAAGAGGAAAAGUAGCCGGGCGGUGGUGGCGCACGCCUUUAAUCCCAGCACUCGGGAGGCAGAGGCAGGUGGAUCUCUGUGAGUUCGAGGCAGCCUGGUCUACAAGAGCUAGUUCCAGGACAGGCUCCAAAGCUACAGAGAAACCCUAUAGGGGGGGGGGGGGAUAGGCAGGCCGCAGGCACAGCAGCCGUCUGUCCUGCACUCAGAAGCAUCUGUCCUUAAGGAUCUCACAGCAUGCGUGGUAGAGAACCAGGAUUCCCAUAACAGUCCCUGAGAGGGAAAUGAGGUCCAGGAAGGAAGAGAGUUGAGUGUGAGAACUCAAGGGAUAGGCAGAUGGCCACACCCCUGAGCAGAACCUCCAGGACUGACCACCAGACAAGCCACCGGGUCCUGCUGCUACAGCAGGAAGGAGCAAGAGCCCACCUGCUUCAGCCUUGCAGUCUCCUCAGGAAUGAGGAGAGGUGAAGGUGACUUCCAGGUCCCAACUCUAUAGACAUCUCCCGUAGUAGAUGAAGUCAGGGACCACUCUGUGCCCUCACAGUCCGGCACACAGGCACUGUCCACAUUUGUCCUGUGGUUUAGUGACUGACAGAAAUCCCUGCUCUGUGCCCCCCAGGCCCUGCAUAAUUGAUAGCUAGGGAGACAGGUCCUCUCCCCCUGGGUGACCCGACCCAGCUGGGGGGCAGUGAGACACAGCUGGUGGGUCAGGAAUAAAGGAAGCAGAAAGGGGACAUUUGCUGGGAAAGAGGAAUCUCCAGUUUACCACGGCUCCCUGGGGUCCCUCAACUCUCCAGUCUGUCUUCUUUCAGGUCAAUCUAGAAGAGCUGUCACUAGCCUGAGGGGGUAGGGGACCCAUACCAUGACUAAAUGCCCUGGGUGUCAUCUCUUGCUUCUCCAGCUGUUCCCACUGCCCUAAAAGGUGAGCAGGUGGAAUGGCUUCUCGGCUCCCCAGCUGCUGGCCCUGGAUACCACAGUGUCCUCUGGGGCUGCCUGUGUGAUCUCAGCGAGGCGGAACUGCAAACUGAUUCUGAAGAUGGCAUCCUAUCUACGAUUAUACCUGGUUGCAGUCCAGAUGGUGCCAAAACCAUUUUUAAAAUCUGAUGCUUUGAUACCUAAAACUGGGCUUCUAGAUAGGAAACGAGUGUAGAAAGGGAAAGGCCGGCUGUGGUAGUCAUCUCCUUUUCGUCUCCAUCUUCCCAGGGUUCUGUUUUCAGGCCACCCUCCAGGUUUGACGCUGUUGGUCAAUCUCUUCACCCAGUUCUUUUGACUGUCCAUUUCUUAACUUCUGUGUGGUACUGCCCCCCCCCCCCAAGCAACCCUACGAGUCCUCCCCCUCCCAUUCCCUUUUCCUUCACCAGAUACCCAGCCCAAGUAUCUGUGCAUGAGGGGUCGGAGGAAGGUGAGCUUCAGGGGACACAGGUGGGGCCAACAGCGAGCCCAUACCUGAAUGCAGGCAGCCAACAUAGCCUCCACCCUUAAACCUGCCCAGGUCAGAGGCGGGCUCCGGCGGGGCCCCGCCCCUGACUCGCGUUCACGUGACCCUAGGCUAAUCUUGUCCCGAUGACUUCACGGGCCCAGUCGUCAUGGUUACGCCGCAGCGCCCAGCCCUUCCCCCAGCUGGCUGUGCUCUCUUCUCCCCCUCCUGGACCCCUCCUGCUGCCGCGCCCCCAGCCCCGCGGCACGUGACUGUCGGGAAGGAGGUCGGCAGGGGAGGGGGAGCUAUGGCCGUAACCCCUUCCACUCCACUUGCCGCGGUGCGGUCCCUGGUGUCAGGCGGUCCAGCAGGGCCAGCUGCUCCGCACACCUGGCUCCAGAGGCCAUGGCUUGCCUCCAUGAUACCCGAACACCCUCCCCUUCCUUUGGGGGUUUUGUGUCUACUCUAAGUGAGGCUUCCAUGCGCAAGCUGGAUCCAGACACUUCAGACUGCACCCCAGAGAAGGACCUAACACCUACCCAAUGUGUACUUCGAGAUGUUGUGCCUCUGGGUGGACAGGGCGGGGGAGGGCCCAGUCCCUCCCCAGGUGGAGAGCCUCCCCCAGAGCCUUUUGCCAAUAGUGUCCUGCAGCUACAUGAGCAGGAUGCAGGUGGGCCAGGGGGAGCCACUGGAUCACCUGAGAGUCGAGCAUCGAGGGUGCGAGCUGACGAGGUGCGGCUGCAGUGCCAGAGCGGCAGUGGCUUCCUUGAAGGUCUCUUUGGCUGCCUGCGCCCUGUCUGGACAAUGAUUGGCAAAGCCUACUCCACAGAACACAAGCAACAGCAGGAAGACCUUUGGGAAGUCCCCUUUGAGGAGAUCCUGGACCUGCAAUGGGUAGGCUCAGGGGCUCAGGGUGCUGUUUUCCUGGGACGCUUCCAUGGGGAGGAAGUGGCUGUGAAGAAGGUUCGAGACCUCAAGGAAACCGACAUCAAGCAUCUGCGAAAGCUCAAGCACCCCAACAUCAUCACUUUCAAGGGUGUUUGCACACAGGCUCCCUGCUACUGCAUCCUUAUGGAAUUCUGCGCCCAAGGUCAGCUAUAUGAGGUGCUCAGGGCUGGCCGCCCUGUCACUCCUUCCUUGUUGGUGGACUGGUCCAUGGGCAUCGCUGGUGGCAUGAAUUACCUGCACCUGCACAAGAUCAUCCACAGGGACCUUAAAUCCCCCAACAUGCUCAUCACAUACGACGAUGUGGUGAAGAUCUCAGAUUUUGGCACUUCCAAGGAGCUGAGUGACAAGAGCACCAAGAUGUCCUUUGCAGGGACAGUGGCCUGGAUGGCCCCUGAGGUGAUACGCAAUGAGCCUGUGUCUGAGAAGGUCGACAUCUGGUCCUUUGGGGUGGUGCUAUGGGAACUACUGACUGGCGAGAUUCCCUACAAAGACGUAGACUCCUCAGCCAUCAUCUGGGGUGUAGGAAGCAACAGUCUCCACCUGCCUGUGCCCUCCAGCUGCCCAGAUGGUUUUAAAAUUCUGCUUCGCCAGUGCUGGAACAGCAAACCACGAAACCGCCCAUCAUUCCGACAGAUCUUGCUGCACCUGGACAUCGCUUCUGCCGACGUGCUCUCCACACCCCAGGAGACUUAUUUUAAGUCCCAGGCAGAGUGGCGGGAAGAAGUAAAACUGCACUUUGAAAAGAUUAAGUCAGAAGGGACAUGUCUGCACCGCCUAGAAGAGGAGCUGGUGAUGCGAAGAAGGGAAGAACUCAGACAUGCCCUGGACAUCAGGGAACACUAUGAACGGAAGCUGGAGAGAGCCAACAACCUGUACAUGGAGCUGAAUGCCCUCAUGCUGCAGCUAGAACUCAAAGAGAGGGAGCUGCUCAGGCGAGAGCAGGCUUUGGAAAGGAGAUGUCCAGGUCUAUUGAAGUCACACCCUUCCCGCGGCCUCCUACAUGGAAACACAAUGGAGAAGCUCAUCAAGAAAAGGAACGUGCCACAGAAACUGUCACCCCACAGUAAAAGGCCAGAUAUUCUCAAGACAGAAUCUUUGCUACCUAAACUAGAUGCAGCCCUAAGUGGGGUGGGGCUUCCUGGGUGUCCUAAGGGACCCCCCUCACCAGGAAGGAGUCGUCGUGGCAAGACCCGUCACCGAAAGGCCAGUGCCAAGGGCAGCUGUGGAGACCUGCCUGGGCUUCGAGCAGCUUUGCCACCCCAUGAGCCUGGAGGACUAGGAAGCCCAGGGGGCCUAGGAGUGGGCCCUUCAGCUUGGGAUGCCUGCCCCCCUGCUCUCCGUGGACUCCACCAUGAUCUUCUACUGCGAAAGAUGUCCUCAUCAUCCCCAGAUCUGCUGUCGGCAGCACUGGGAGCACGAGGCCGAGGGGCCACAGGGGGAGCUCGGGAUCCUGGCUCACCUCCUCCACCCCAGGGCGAUACUCCUCCAAGUGAGGGAUCAGCUCCUGGUUCUACCAGCCCAGAUUCACCUGGGGGAGCCAAAGGGGAACCACCUCCACCAGUAGGACCUGGUGAAGGCAUGGGGCUGCUGGGAACUGGAAGGGAAGGGACUGCAGGCCGGGGAGGAAGCCGGGCUGGGUCCCAGCACUUGACCCCAGCUGCACUGCUGUACAGGGCUGCUGUGACUCGAAGUCAGAAACGUGGUAUCUCAUCUGAAGAGGAGGAAGGAGAGGUAGACAGUGAAGUAGAGCUGCCCCCCAGUCAGAGGUGGCCUCAGGGCUCGAACAUGCGUCAGUCACUCUCUACCUUCAGUUCAGAGAACCCAUCAGAUGUGGAGGAAGGUACAGCUAGUGAGCCUUCCCCCAGUGGCACACCAGAAGUUGGCAGUACCAACACUGAUGAGCGGCCAGAUGAAAAGUCUGAUGACAUGUGCUCCCAGGGCUCAGAAAUCCCACUGGACCCACCUGCUUCAGAGGUGGUCCCUGACCCUGAAACCAGCUCCGUGCCCAUGCAACAACAGGAUCUACUCAGAGGUGAGCAGGGCCCCAAUCCUGAGGACUCAGACUGUGACAGCACUGAACUGGACAACUCCAACAGCAUUGAUGCCUUGCGGCCCCCAGCCUCCCUUCCUCCAUGAAAGACACUCUUAUUCCUUGUAUAUAGAGAAAUAUUUAUAUAAAUAAUAUAUAUGCGCCACAUAAUCAACAGAUAGACGGGGCUUUCUUAGCCUUAAAUCAGGCUUGAGAGUGAAGGAACCCCCCCUUGACCAAUUGCAGAAUAAGUUCUAGGGACACUGGCAGCUGUGGAAACGAAUGAUUCCAAGUACUAUCCUAGAGCUACGAGGAAAGGAAACCGGUCCCUUCUUGCUUCACCCCAUUCCUUAUGUUCAGCAAGCGUCUAGGCAAUAGAAAAGCCAGGCUUGUCUCUACACUGUCCACCCCUGAACACUGGGGGGGGGGGGGGGGGAGGCAGGAGAGGAUCCACUUAAGACUGCACUUUUAUUUUCCAUUCACUGUUUACACACUUUGCACUUGGGAGGAGGGAAACUAAGGCUGGGUCCUCCCCUCUGAGGUUUCUCAGGUGGCAAUGUAACCAUUUCUUUGUCCCUGUUUCUCUGCCCAAGCCCUGGCUUAGGGCCCAGAGGCAAGUUAGAAGACUGAUAGCAUGUGAUGGCUCAGGCUGAAGAGCUGGACAACUGGGGUGCUGUUAAAGUCCCUACUAUUAUCCUGGUGCCUGGUAGGGGUGGGGACUGUCUUACUGUAACCCCUGUGAACAACCCUGAAAUAUAACCACUCCAUGCAGG